AUGUCUAGCCCCGCUAAGGCAACGGACGGUAAAAUCGCGGAUCUCUCCCCGUCUGAGCUUCGGCUCAUGGUCUUUAGCAACCUGUGCUACGGGGAGGUCAAGCCUGACACGGAAAAACUGGCCAAAUUGACUGGAAUCAAGCGCAGAUCCGCUGCCUCCAUGUGGUUGCCCGCGAAGCGCAAGCUCGAAGCCUUCGUCAACAGGAAUGAGACCACCGACGAUAAGGAUGCUGCCAACCAAUCUUCUCCCGCAGCUUCUCCAGCCAAGCCUCGUACCAUAAAGCGACGCAAGACUGUUUCCAAGAGAGUCGUUGAGGAGUCGGAUACCGAAGAGGAGCAGCUCAAGAAAGAGAACGACGAUGACUCCGAUUUCAUCCCGACCAAGAAUGAGAAGAUCAUCAAAGAAGAGUCCGAUGAGUAA
Messenger RNA from Penicillium brevicompactum, 420 nucleotides. RefSeq lists its product as uncharacterized. The transcript has 2 exons. The record is from RefSeq and is a predicted model, not a curated record. NCBI's taxonomy places the organism in Eukaryota, Fungi, Ascomycota, Eurotiomycetes, Eurotiales, Aspergillaceae. The coding region runs from base 1 to 420 and encodes 139 amino acids.